AGUUUCUUUUUCUCUUUCUUUGCGCACGGUUCAGUGGUAGGAAAAUUAGGAGGAAUCGUUCAGUAAAGUCCCGAGAUCCGUUCGCUAUUGCCCGACUCGAAUAAAAUCCAUAUACACAUAUAUCAAAUAAACAAAGGAAAGGAGUCCUCAGAGAAGAGAAUAACGUGUUAAAUAUAGCAAAAACAACUAAAAAAAAGUGUGCACUAAGUAAAGAAAGCAGAGACCCAAGGAAAGUUGAAAGUUGAAAACCAGAAUCUCGACGAGAACAAAAUAAAAAGUUUCCAAAAACCGACACAUCACACACGCACGCAGCAAAAUGAGUGUCUGUGAGAGCAAAGCCGUUGUGCAACAGCAACUGCAGCAGCACUUGCAGCAACAGGCAGCCGCAGCAGUUGUUGCGGUCGCGCAACAGCAGCAGGCUCAAGCCCAAGCUCAAGCCCAGGCUCAGGCCCAGGCUCAGGCACAGCAGCAGCAACAGGCGCCGCAGGUGGUGGUCCCCAUGACCCCGCAGCACUUGACCCCGCAGCAGCAGCAGCAGAGCACACAGAGCAUCGCCGACUAUCUGGCCCAGUUGCUCAAGGACCGCAAGCAGCUGGCCGCCUUCCCCAACGUCUUCACCCACGUCGAACGCCUGCUGGACGAAGAAAUUGCACGCGUGCGCGCCUCACUGUUCCAGAUCAAUGGGGUCAAGAAGGAGCCGCUCACUCUGCCCGAACCCGAGGGCUCUGUGGUGACGAUGAACGAGAAGGUUUAUGUGCCAGUCCGCGAGCAUCCAGAUUUCAACUUUGUCGGUCGCAUAUUGGGACCCCGUGGCAUGACCGCCAAGCAAUUGGAGCAGGAGACCGGCUGCAAGAUCAUGGUCCGAGGCAAGGGUUCCAUGCGCGACAAGAAGAAGGAGGACGCCAACCGUGGCAAGCCCAACUGGGAGCAUCUGUCCGAUGACCUGCAUGUCCUGAUAACCGUCGAGGACACCGAGAACCGUGCCACAGUGAAGUUGGCCCAGGCCGUGGCCGAAGUACAGAAGUUGCUCGUACCGCAAGCCGAAGGCGAAGAUGAGCUAAAGAAACGUCAACUCAUGGAAUUGGCGAUUAUUAAUGGCACUUAUAGGGACACAACAGCGAAAUCUGUCGCAGCUUUCUCAUGCGUUGGCUCUGCUUCUUAUCUGUAUCCCGCAGUGUGCGAUGAGGAGUGGCGCCGCCUGGUUGCCGCCUCUGAUAGCCGCCUGCUGACGUCCACCGGCCUGCCCGGCCUUGCCGCCCAGAUCCGUGCCCCCGCUGCCGCCCCGCUGGGCGCCCCAUUGAUCCUGAAUCCCCGGAUGACCGUCCCCACAACGGCGGCCAGCAUAUUGUCCGCCCAGGCCGCUCCGACAGCCGCCUUCGACCAGACCGGCCAUGGAAUGAUCUUCGCACCGUACGAUUAUGCGAACUACGCCGCCCUCGCCGGCAAUCCUCUGCUCACGGAAUAUGCUGAUCAUAGCGUAGGCGCCAUUAAGCAGCAGCGUCGUUUGGCGACUAACCGCGAGCAUCCCUAUCAGCGAGCAACGGUCGGAGUGCCAGCCAAGCCGGCGGGUUUCAUUGAGAUACAGUAAAUACCAUGCAUAGUGAAUCGAGAAAUGCGAAGCACUAUAACUCAGAAAGUAACACUCUAAAAUCACACCAUAUCGGCGAAAGCAACUUUAUAACUUUUAAUCAAUAAUGUACGAGAAGAACAGAAACCAAUUAAGAACAACGGAAAUCGAACGAUUGCGUUUGCCUGCCCUUUGAUUGCGUACGCCAGGCAACCGAUCACUUUAGUUCAAUUAUUUUAAAUUUUUGCUAUUUAUUUUGAUACAAAUGCUGCUCAUAACUGACCAUCCAAACACCCAAUCCACACUGUAUAUCCGAUGAAACCUGGCCGGAAUCGUUGGCCUGGCCUGGCCGCUCUGCCCUGAUCAGGGUUCUGAAAAAAGAAUUUUCAAGCGCACCGCCUCCACAGGAAACUAAACAAAUGUCCUAAACACACUACCAAUCCGCUCCCACAUCCGCCAUGAACCAUGAAUCCAUCGCCUGCCGUAGAUGAGCACGGAAUCAGAGCAGCAGCAGCAUCCCAGCCAGGCCGAAAGCAGAGCCACGUGUGUGUUGUGAAUGUGCUUAGUUGAAGCUAACAAAAAAGCAUAACCAAAAGCCAGAUAUCUGAGACACCACAUGUCACUUACACAACUACUAAAACCCUGAACCCCUCCGAACUCCAAACUAUGAACCUAUUUGCCACAUGAGCAGCAGAUGCAGCACAGCAUUCAACACCAGCAGCAUCACAAAAUCAACAGCAAAAGCAAAAGCAAAAGCAACAGCAACAGCAAACGAACAGCAGCAACAUCAGUAUGUAUUGAAUCUUGUGGCCAUUAAACUGUUACGUUUUGCCAGCAAACAAAACAAGGCAAUUAAGCAAACGAUUGAUAAGAGAAUCAAACAUAGAGCUUAGUUUAAUUAUCAUAAUCUAAAGGAAAAUACAAGUUAGUUCUUAGUGUAAAAGUUCAACGAACAAAAACAUACUUAAUGCAAGCAUAUACAUAUAUAUAUAUAUUUAAAUAUAUACAUCCAAAUGCAUAUACAAGUCUGUAUAUAAUAACCCCAAAAGCCCCUAAGCACAAAAAAUAAGGAAAAUCAUGUUAACGGAAUCUCAUCCAAGAAACUCUACUCAACCAACCAAAACUGUUUUAAUUUUUUUAAAAAUCUGCACUUUUAACUCAAAUUGCAAAGAUGAAUCUUUACACUUUUCAUUGUAAUCCUUUAAUGGAUUGUGCAAGAAGUCUAUUUAAAUCCAUAUUGUGUCGGAUAUAGACUAUCACCCUUCGAUUAAGCAUAAUCUAUUUUUGUUAAACUGACGCUAAUUCUUGUUAAUGAAGUAUUUUUUGAUUACGUUAUUGCAUAUCUAUAUUUUAUGUAUAGAUUUCGACCCCACUUCAAAUCGAUCGUGUGAAAAGUAAGUGGGGGCGAAACAGAAACAACAUAUUAAACACAUUUAACAGCCAUAUUUAGUUAAUGAAACAAGCAUAUAUUAUGAUAAUAGCAGCAAGCAUUCAUAAUUUACAACUAAACGCUAAACUUAAAUUAUUUUUAAUAUUUUAAAGCUAAUGUAUUAUAUGCAGAAAUAAACACAAACUUACUUUUUUAAACGAAUAAUUCUUCUUUGAAAGCGAUUGCCACAACAAAAUUGAAUUCUUUAAUUUAAAAUAAAUAUCACGCCGCCAGUAAUGGCAAAAAUGUAUCUAUUUUAUAAUAGUGAAUGAAAUAAACGAAAUGCAGAAAAAUUAGCACGGAACAAAACUAGAAAGCGAAAGUGAAUUGCAUUUAAUUUAUGGUACAAAGCAACCAACGCAAAGUUGUUGCAAACUUUAUUUUAAAUUAAAGAAUUUGCAUUAAAUUUUGUUGACAAAAAGGAAAUCUUAUCAAUAUGUGCCUUAAACAAGUUGUAUAAUUGGCACCAAUCAAAAUGAAAAUUAAAUAUAAAACAAAAUGAAAAGUAUACAGAAACUCUGUUGAAAUUAUUCUGCGAAAUGUGAGACUUAUACUCAGAAACAAAACGAUGUUCAACCACAUGGGAGUUGACUAAUCUUUUAAUGUUAAUAAACAUAAUCAUAAUGUAUAACUUUUAUUGAUAAUGACGGCAAUCGUGCAAUCGUAGCAAACCUUGCUUAUGAUGAGUUCAGAAUUAAUUUUAACACGAUGAAAAUGUAAUCCUUUCGAUAAUUGAAUAACAGAAAGUAAACGAAUCGUCUCGAUUUAUUCGCAUUACAUUAAUCGUAUGCUGUGCACCCAACAUCGCAUAAUAAACAUCAUUCAUUCAUUCUUUGCCAGCAUUGUAUAAUUUUAACUUCAUAAUUUGAGAAGGAAAUCAUUGAUUUUGUGUGAGAUAAUCCAUAUGUUCAAAACCUAAUAAUAUACAUAUAUAAAAAACGCACAUGUAAUUAAAUGCAUACCAGGUGUACAAGUAGGGAAUGUCGGUUCGAACAUAUAGAUGUCUCGCAAACGUAAAUAUUUAUCGAUUGUCAUAAAACUUUGACCUUGUGAAGUGUCAACCUUGACUGUCGAACCACCAUAGUUUGGCGCAAAUUGAGCGUCAUAAUUGUUUACUCUCAGUGCAGUCAACAUGUCGAGUUUCGUGCCGAAUAAAGAGCAAACGCGGACAGUAUUAAUUUUCUGUUUUCAUUUGAAGAAAACAGCUGCGGAAUCGCACCGAAUGCUUGUUGAAGCCUUUGGCGAACAAGUACCAACUGUGAAAAAGUGUGAACGGUGGUUUCAACGCUUCAAAAGUGGUGAUUUUGACGUCGACGACAAAGACCACGGAAAACCGCCAAAAAGGUACGAAGACGCCGAACUGCAAGCAUUAUUGGAUGAAGACGAUGCUCAAACGCAAAAACAACUCGCAGAGCAGUUGGAAGUAAGUCAACAAGCAGUUUCCAAUCGCUUGCGAGAGAUGGGAAAGAUUCAGAAGGUCGGUAGAUGGGUGCCACAUGAGUUGAACGAGAGGCAGAUGGAGAGGCGCAAAAACACAUGCGAUAUUUUGCUUUCACGAUACAAAAGGAAGUCGUUUUUGCAUCGUAUCGUUACUGGCGAUGAAAAAUGGAUCUUUUUUGUUAAUCCUAAACGUAAAAAGUCAUACGUUGAUCCUGGACAACCGGCCACAUCGACUGCUCGACCGAAUCGCUUUGGCAAGAAGACGAUGCUCUGUGUUUGGUGGGAUCAGAGCGGUGUCAUUUACUAUGAGCUCUUGAAACCCGGCGAAACGGUGAAUACGGCACGCUACCAACAACAAUUGAUCAAUUUGAACCGUGCGCUUCAGAGAAAACGACCGGAAUAUCAAAAAAGACAACACAGGGUCAUUUUUCUCCAUGACAACGCUCCAUCACAUACGGCAAGAGCGGUUCGCGACACGUUGGAAACACUCAAUUGGGAAGUGCUUCCGCAUGCGGCUUACUCACCAGACCUGGCCCCAUCCGAUUACCACCUAUUCGCUUCGAUGGGACACGCACUCGCUGAGCAGCGCUUCGAUUCUUACGAAAGUGUGAAAAAAUGGCUCGAUGAAUGGUUCGCCGCAAAAGACCAUGAGUUCUACUGGCGUGGAAUCCACAAAUUGCCCGAGAGAUGGGAAAAAUGUGUAGCUAGCGACGGCAAAAACUUUGAAUAAAUGAUU
This is a messenger RNA of Drosophila mauritiana, 5172 nucleotides long. RefSeq names its product protein held out wings (gene how). The record is from RefSeq and is a predicted model, not a curated record. The coding region runs from base 317 to 1588 and encodes 423 amino acids. NCBI's taxonomy places the organism in Eukaryota, Metazoa, Arthropoda, Insecta, Diptera, Drosophilidae. Gene Ontology annotation, cellular component: nucleus. Gene Ontology annotation, molecular function: mRNA binding. Gene Ontology annotation, biological process: regulation of mRNA splicing, via spliceosome. The transcript has 9 exons.